AUGCCCAAAGGGGCCGUCAGUGGCUGGGUUCUUGGAAAGAUUGCUUCGGUCAUGGAUUUCAGCUUCCAAGGUAUCCUCGAGCAGCAUACGCAACACAUGGAGAUCGGAUUUAACUACGUCUUCGAGGCUAUCCUCAAACAUAGCAAGCUGGACAUCACCCUGAUCCGUAUCAGCAAUGUAACCGAAGCAUCCUUCCACGUCUCCCUCGAAGCCCGCGCCACUAACACCGGCCCGGCCAAAGCCACUCUCGCGCCCAUGACCAUCGACCUCUGCGGGCCCGCAGGCCGCUUCGGCACCAUCACCUUACCAGAAUUCCACACCAUGCCGGGCGGCGCGUACAUCGCGAUCCAGAACCAGUUCGUAGCCAUCACCGACAAGGCCGCGCUCCUAUCCUUCGUGCGCGAAGUCCUGAGCUCCAAGAGCGCGACCCUCUCGCUCAAGAACGGGCAGGGCGCUGUCACCGUCGCCGCCUUCGGCAUCGGCCCGCGCUCGCUGCCGUACGAGCGCGACGUCCCCGUCCCGGGAAUGGCGCUGACUUCCGUCGCCGUCAAGCGCGCCUCUACCACCGCGCGCCCCAGCACAUCCAGCAGCCUCAGCGCCUUCGGCGCCGCGCUUUCUUCGGGAAGCACGACCCUGACCGUGACCUUCCACGUCAAGAACCCGAGCCCGGUCGAGCUAUCCUUCUCCAUCUGCGAGUUUGAGAUCCGCAGCAACUCUCACGACGACCGCGCGGAUUCCAACGACUCCGACCACGACGGUGGUGGAGGCGGAGAUGAAGGAGUGGUAAUAGCCGCGCUCAAAGGCCGCCUCGACAUGCGAUCUAAGGACUUCGAUGUCACGCUAUACGGCGUCGCGGACAAGCGCGCCGCGGCGCUAGGCCUCGCGGAGGGCAAGGCCAGAUUGGUCGGCAAGCGAUGCGCGGGCGCCGGCUGGUGCGACGAGGCCGUCAAGGGGAUCGACGUGCCGAUCGCGGGCGUCUGGAAGCUGCGCAAGGAGCUCGGCCUCACGUACGAGGAGCCGAAGCCCGAGUCGCCCAAGGUGUUCCGCUGGCGAGGACGGUGGUUCAUGAAGGGCAGCCAGGUCUGA
This is a messenger RNA of Annulohypoxylon truncatum, 1086 nucleotides long. RefSeq lists its product as uncharacterized. Lineage: Eukaryota; Fungi; Ascomycota; Sordariomycetes; Xylariales; Hypoxylaceae. The coding region runs from base 1 to 1086 and encodes 361 amino acids. The transcript is spliced from 2 exons. The record is from RefSeq and is a predicted model, not a curated record.